Molecule: messenger RNA, 4595 nt
Organism: Medioppia subpectinata
Lineage: Eukaryota; Metazoa; Arthropoda; Arachnida; Sarcoptiformes; Oppiidae
Source: the annotation of a GenBank genome assembly
CAAGCAUAGUUCAACGAAUUGAUUACAAGACCCGCACCAUGGGAUCGGGUCUCGUUUCUAUCGAAACUUACAUUCAGGACCUCGACUUUUGCGAUCUCUACAAGUGCUCCAAAGAUGAUGACACAAAUAAGCUAUGCAAUCAAUUAGAAAGGCAAUGGAAUCGUGAGUUAGGCAAGAAAAAACCCAGGUUUGGUCGGGCACUAUUCCGGACGUAUGCCCUCAUGUUUACCCCGUUGGAUGUUGGCGUACGACUGACCCAACCGGUACUCCUCGGGUUUGUUGUGCGCUAUUUCCAGACCAAAGGGGCGGACAUGAGCUACACUAUGGCCGCCUCGUCAGCGGCGGGUGUGGUGUUGUGUUCGCUGUACUGUUCGUUCUCACAACACGUCACAGCCGUGUAUGAGAUGAGAGUCGGUAUGAAAAUGAGGGCCGCGUGUUGUGCACUCAUGUACAGAAAGUCCCUGAGACUGAGCCGUCAAGCGCUGGGACAGACCACUGUCGGCCAGAUAAUUAACAUGAUGUCCAACGAUGCUACUCGUUUUGACGAGUUCGCCUUUUACCUACAUGCCCUAUUCGUGGCGCCCUUACAAUCAGCGCUAGUACUGUACCUAUUAUGGGAGCACUUGUCGUGGGCGUGUUUGGCCGGCAUGACUGUGCUGUUGCUGUUCAUACCAUUCCAGGGCCUAAUGGGCCGCACGUUUCAACGGUACCGACGUAUGACCGCCCGCCUGACCGACACCCGCAUCCGUUUGAUGAACGAGAUUAUCGGCGGAAUGCGAGUCAUCAAAAUGUACGCCUGGGAGCGACCAUUCGCACAGUUGGUCUCUGAAGCGCGCAGGUAUAACUGGCCAAACAAUCAGGCUAAAACUGAUAGGCAAUAUACUCAUGUCACACGAGUCAUGCGGAAAGAAAUCCAACGGAUCCGAUACUCGAGUUUCCUAAAGGGUGUAAACCUAUCGCUGUAUAUAAUAGUCGUGCGGAUAAUACUGUUCGCCUGUUUCCUGACCUACAUAUUGAUGGGCCAGAAAUUGUCGGCCGAAGCCGUGUUUGUGUCGAUGGCUUUCUUUAACACAAUGCGAAUAUCGGUGACCAAACACUUUCCCAAUGGUGUGGCCGCCACUGCCGAACUCAUGGUCGUCAUUGGACGCGUCCAGAAAUUUUUAUUACUCGACGAAAUGGUUUCAAUAGACGACAAGUGCGACAAUGAUAUGGAAAUGAAAGCAAAGAGUGACCAUAAAAGUGAUGAUAAUAUCAGUAGUGGUGGUGAAGAAACCGGCAUUUUCAUUGACAAUAUGAACGUCCGUUGGAAUAAUGAUAUGACUGAACCCACGCUUCGGGACAUUAGUCUGAGUGUAAAACCCGGGCAACUGUUGGCUGUUGUCGGGACUGUAGGCAGUGGAAAGAGCUCGCUAUUGAUGUCUAUAUUGAACGAGUUAGAGCUAGUGUCGGGUCAGGUGGUAGUGAAAGGUCGGGUGUCGUACGCGCCGCAAGAGUCGUGGGCUUUCAUAGCGAGUGUUCGACAGAAUAUUCUGUUUGGCUCUCAAUAUAAUGAAGAGAAAUACAAUCGAGUGGUGAAGGCGUGCGCUUUGGACAGGGAUUUCAAACUCUUCCCGUUUGGCGAUAAAACACUUGUCGGCGAAAAGGGGGUGUCGUUGAGUGGCGGACAGAAGGCCCGCAUCAGUCUGGCCCGGGCUCUGUACCACUCGGCGGACAUCUACUUACUGGACGACCCCCUGAGCGCUGUGGACACACAUGUGGCCAAACAUAUCUUCCAGAAAUGCUGUGUGGAGUACCUGAGCGAUAAGGCCCGGGUGUUGGUCACCCAUCAGAUCCAAUUUCUCAAAGACGCCCAUAAGAUACUGGUGCUCAACGAUGGCAAGUGUGUGGCCAUCGGCUCAUACGACGAGCUUAAAGAGCGGGGCAUUAAUCUUAUGUCGUAUCAGAAACAGCCCGAAACGGGUGACCAAAACAGGAAGUUCUUGUUGAGGGACCGGACGGUAUCAUUCACGCCGUCCAUAGCAAGCAGUGCGGGCACCGGUGCGGAGGGCCCGGAGGUUGGGACCAAUAGUAGUGUUGGCGGCGGUGAUGUCGCUGAUGGUGACGUUGGCGAUGACGCCCCGGUAGCCAAAGCCGAAACCAAAAUGACCGGUUCAGUAGAGGGCAGUGUAUACUGGAAUUAUACAAGGGCCGGCGCCGGACCCGUACUGUUUAUCAUAACGUUUUUGUCAGCCCUUAUCGUGCAGGUGCUAUAUCAGGGUGGUGAUUUUUGGUUAACAACAUGGACAAAUGCCGAGAGUAGCGGCAAACCGGUUGACCAAACCCUAUACCUGUCCGUAUAUUCUGGUCUAAUCGGAGCCUUAAUAGUGACGGCACUGAUAAGCGCGACAUCUUUUUACUGGAUGUGUAUGCGAUCGUCGGUUAGACUCUAUGACAGUAUUUUCUUCUCACUAUUGAGAGCACCGAUCAGUUUCUUUGACGGACAACCGCUCGGUCGUAUACUAAACAGGUUUACCAAAGAUACGGGUGUUGUCGACGAACUACUGCCGUCCACCGCUUUUGACUUUAUUAUUUCCAUGUCGUUAGUGUUUGGCAAUCUAGUGGUGAACGCUAUAGUCAGUUGGUUACUAGUAUUCCCGGCCAUACUAUUGCUGCUAUUGGUGUUUAUGUGCCGCUUAUUUUACAUUAGGGCCGCGCGUGAUAUUAAACGCAUGGACGGCCUGUCCCGGAGUCCCGUAUACUCGCACGUGAACACCACGUUGAAUGGUCUGUCGACUAUCAGGGCGUUUGGCGCGCAGACUAUGUUUAUGAGACAGUUUGAGAGACACCAAAACGACAAUACGUCCACAUUUUUCCUAUUCAUUUGUACGUCACGUGCUUUCGGUGUACUCAUGGACUCGAUCUGUGUGUUCUAUAUCAGCGCCGUUGUGGCCUUUAUUAUGACCUUCCAGGAUAUGCCUGGUGGAAAUGCGGGACUUAUUUUAUCAUCAGCCUUAACUCUAACCGGAAUGACUCAAUACAGUAUCAAAUGCUCGGCCGAUCUCGAGUCCUACAUGACAUCCGUCGAGCGUAUGCUCGAGUACUCGCGGAUUACACCGGAGGCUGAGCUCGAGAGCCCUCCGGAGCGCAAACCGCCCACCGAUUGGCCGCAAACCGGAGAAAUCAUAUUCAAAGACAUGAGCCUUCAGUACAACGAAACCACUAAUAAAGUGCUCAAACAUAUCAGUGUUUGCCUCAAAGGGGGCGAAAAGGUGGGAGUCGUGGGCCGGACGGGCGCCGGCAAGUCAUCAAUGAUUGCAGCCUUGUUUCGACUCACGGAACCGGAGGGUCAGGUGCUUAUAGACGGUGUCGAUAUCGGGACCAUAGGGUUACAUGACUUGAGAAGUCGCAUAUCAAUCAUACCUCAGGAUCCGGUACUCUUCACGGGAUCUAUGCGUAAAAAUCUCGACCCUUUUGGCGAACACCCGGACGACGAACUCUGGUCAGCCCUCGAAGAGGUACAGCUCCGGGAUGUCGUGCAGUCAAUGCCCGGACAACUUGACGGAGAGGUGACGGAAGGCGGCGGUAAUAUGAGUGUAGGUCAGCGGCAAUUGGUAUGUCUGGCGCGGGCUAUACUGCGGGACAAUCGGGUACUAGUGUUAGACGAGGCGACCGCUAAUGUCGACCACAGAACCGAUGCUCUCAUUCAGACCACUAUUAGACAGAGAACCGAUGCUCUCAUUCAGACCACUAUUAGACAGAGGUUUAGAUACUGUACUGUCAUUACGAUUGCCCACAGACUCAACACUAUCAUUGACUCCGACAAAGUGAUGGUAAGCCAGGGUUUGAUAGGGGGUUGGGUUCGCAUUACUUGUGUUGUACUCAUUGUCUAUGUAUUCGUUGAUCAGGUGUUAGACGCGGGACAAGUGGUUGAGUACGACAUUCCCCACCAUUUGUUGGAUACAAGCGAUGGUCUGUUCAGCAAAUUAGUCAAACAGACGGGAAAACACAUGACUAUUAGAUUGAAACAAAUGGCAAAACAAUAUUAUUAUCACAAAAAUGGUAUUAAAUUGGAAGAAGAAGAGGAGGCCCUGGAGUCUGGCCAAGAGAAUGCUGUGCCUCCAUAUGUAUAUCUAUCGGAGAAUCCAAUUAAUAAACGACUCGAUUUAGACAGAGGUUACGAAACACUUAUAAUUAAAGUACUGUUAAAUGUAUUGAACAUCACUUACGAAGUGAUUGACGGCCGGGGACAAGCUGAUAUAGGUUUCGGUGGACUAACUUUAAACCACGAUAGGGCCCAAGUGAUUGACUACACGUAUCCAUACGAGCCUGAUACAUUUACGUUCACUGCCCCGGAGCAUAAUAAUCUUGAUGAAAAAUUUGGCGAACACCUAGUAGUUGUACCUAGAGGAAAGGUUGAUAUAUUUGAAACAUUACGAGAUUCACCAGGGUCGCUUGUUUAUAUCGACAAUAGCCUAUUCUUGUCGCACGCUAUCAAUCACUACAAUAUAACCGCAUACGACAUACCGGUGUCCAGCGAUCAGACAUCCAUUUCCCUGGCAUUGGAUGCGAUAUUUGUAGCGAAAAAUUUCCGAUUUAAGCAAUUUUACGAUUUUACA